Molecule: messenger RNA, 6167 nt
Organism: Peromyscus californicus insignis
Lineage: Eukaryota; Metazoa; Chordata; Mammalia; Rodentia; Cricetidae
Gene: Smad3
Product: SMAD family member 3
Exons: 9
Coding region: 1236-2513 (425 amino acids)
Biological process (GO): transforming growth factor beta receptor signaling pathway; SMAD protein signal transduction; regulation of transcription by RNA polymerase II
Cellular component (GO): heteromeric SMAD protein complex
Molecular function (GO): DNA-binding transcription factor activity, RNA polymerase II-specific; RNA polymerase II cis-regulatory region sequence-specific DNA binding; I-SMAD binding
Source: RefSeq, a predicted model, not a curated record
ACCGCUCUGUAAACAAAGCUCUCUUGCUUGUUUGGCGUCGAAUUUCAGUAACACCCUGUAAUGUUACUUCUCCCCCUCCCCCAAAGAUAAAUCCUAAAGCGCCCCCAUUCAUUCCUUCAGGAAUGCAACAGAUGUCUUUGAGGCCCGUUUUCUGCAAAGAGCUUGGUUCACUAGGCCCAAGGGACCCCUGGCUCCAGCUAUUGUUCAAGUUGUCACUGAGGUCUCUAACUCCACUUUUAAGUCUCCCUCUCCCCCUUCCCAAUCCCUCCUCCGCAGUCUCGGGGCAGUCAGCCGGUCUGAUCUCACCCAGCAGGAAAACAAAAACAAAACACCAAACCAAAGCAAAAUAGCCCGAGCCACUGAGCGAGAUCAGUGCGCCCCAGCUUCCUGGGCUUGGAACUGAACCCCUCAUCGUGUCCGGGUCCUCUCCGGGGAGCAGCGAGCCCUAGGCGGCCUGCGCCUGUUCCCUCCGAGUCUAACCCUCUCUAGUUCCUGCAACUGCAUCUGAGCGUCUUGAGGGCGGCGAGUCCCCAGGAGUCCGGUCCCGCGGCACUUGGCAGAGGUGACGGCCGCUGUGCCCGGUGGCCCACGUGGGCGCGCUUGGCGGCGCGGGGCGGGGAAGGCCGCGGGUCCUCCCCGGAGCAGGGCGCGGGGGAGGAGCGGGGAGCCCCGGCGACGAGGGGGCGGCGACAGCGCUGGGAAGGAGGCUGCACGCGGAGCUGCGUGAAACGUAGACUUGGGAGCGGGCGGGAGAGGAGUAGGGAGCGCGGCUGCACGGCCCUGGCCGGCCCUGCGAGGCGGCGAUCGCAGGGGAGGCGGAGGAGAAGGAGGAGGAGGGCUGCAGAGGCGGAGGGAUCUGCUCACCACAGCCAUCCAGGCCAGCAAAGUUUGGCUGGGGGUUGGACUUUCCUUCCCGGAGGCGGCACCCAAACAGCUACCCCGUGCGGAAACCCAAACUUUCUACUGCCACUCCGAGUCUCGCGGCCGCCGCCUCCGCCCCGCGCGCCCGGGGCCUGCCCGUCAGUCCGUCGGUCCUCGUGGAGCUGCUCGGGCGCCGCCGUGCUCCGGAUCCCCGCAGCUGCAGCGCCGCAGCCCCGGCCCGGACGCCGGGGCAAGUUCUCCAGAGUUAGACGCGAAGUUCGGGCGCGGCGCGGGCCGAGCUGCCCCUGUGCGCCCCCGGCGUCCCCAGUGCGCCCAGUCCCGCCGGGGGCGCCGGUGACCCUUCCGUGCCAGCCAUGUCGUCCAUCCUGCCCUUCACCCCCCCGAUCGUGAAGCGCCUGCUGGGCUGGAAGAAGGGCGAGCAGAACGGGCAGGAGGAGAAGUGGUGCGAGAAGGCGGUCAAGAGCUUGGUGAAGAAGCUCAAGAAGACGGGGCAGCUGGACGAGCUGGAGAAGGCCAUCACCACGCAGAACGUGAACACCAAGUGCAUUACCAUCCCCAGGUCACUGGAUGGCCGGCUGCAGGUGUCCCAUCGGAAGGGGCUUCCCCAUGUCAUCUACUGCCGUCUGUGGCGAUGGCCUGACCUGCACAGUCACCAUGAGUUACGGGCCAUGGAGCUGUGUGAGUUCGCCUUCAACAUGAAGAAGGAUGAAGUGUGUGUAAAUCCUUACCACUAUCAGAGAGUAGAGACGCCAGUUCUACCUCCCGUGUUGGUGCCGCGCCACACCGAGAUCCCGGCCGAGUUUCCCCCGCUGGAUGACUACAGCCAUUCCAUCCCUGAGAACACCAACUUCCCUGCUGGCAUUGAGCCCCAAAGCAAUAUUCCAGAAACCCCACCCCCUGGCUACCUGAGCGAAGAUGGAGAAACUAGUGACCACCAGAUGAACCACAGCAUGGACGCAGGCUCUCCAAACCUAUCCCCGAAUCCGAUGUCCCCAGCACACAAUAACUUGGACCUACAGCCAGUGACCUACUGUGAGCCAGCCUUCUGGUGCUCCAUCUCCUACUACGAGCUGAACCAGCGAGUUGGGGAGACAUUCCAUGCCUCACAGCCGUCCAUGACAGUGGAUGGCUUCACUGAUCCCUCCAACUCUGAGCGCUUCUGCCUGGGCCUGCUGUCUAAUGUCAAUCGGAAUGCAGCUGUAGAACUUACGAGGCGGCACAUUGGGAGAGGCGUGCGGCUCUACUACAUCGGAGGGGAGGUCUUCGCCGAGUGCCUCAGCGACAGCGCUAUCUUUGUUCAGUCACCCAACUGCAACCAGCGCUAUGGCUGGCACCCUGCCACGGUCUGCAAGAUCCCCCCAGGCUGCAACCUGAAGAUCUUCAACAACCAGGAAUUUGCUGCCCUCCUGGCUCAGUCUGUCAACCAGGGCUUUGAGGCCGUCUACCAGCUGACCCGCAUGUGCACCAUCCGUAUGAGCUUCGUCAAAGGCUGGGGAGCCGAGUACAGGAGACAGACAGUGACCAGUACCCCUUGCUGGAUCGAGCUGCACCUGAAUGGACCUUUGCAGUGGCUUGACAAGGUCCUCACCCAAAUGGGCUCUCCAAGCAUCCGCUGUUCCAGUGUGUCUUAGAGAUACUGGGAGUGAGUGGGGGAGUGGGUGGGGGAGGGUGGGCUUGGGGAGAAUGGCCUUGGAAGAGAACUCCACCCAACUUGUUCUUGUCAAAGAAGACAACAAAUUUCUCUCAACUAAGGCACCAACCUGUUUCUGAAACCACAAAGAACAAGAAAAAUCCCGGGGUGAUUUUGUGAACAGCUGUGUUGCUGCAUACAUGCACCCCCGUUUGAGGCCCAAGAGUGGCUUCUGAUCUGGUGGCAUCACCACCCGACUCCUUGUCUAAUGACAGAGAUCUAAAAGCAAAGUGCCUUUGUCAAGGGCUGGAGUGUACCUCUGGGAGAGGGUCCUAGCUUUCUGUAGCUUUGGAUAAAACUUCAAUGGCGCAUGCCCUGUCCCACCACUUCCAUGGAGAGGGUGUACCUGGUGAACUAGAUGGCCUACACUGGCACUUUCCCCACCCCCAGAAUGCAGAGAGGAACAUGUCAGUGGGUAAAGCUGGUGAGAGCCAUUUCUUCGUUGUCCCUUCUUGGAAGGACCUGCUGAAGCUCAGCGUGUGUGGGAUGUAUAGUUCUUAUUAUCAUAUUACUCUCAAAGAGAUACAGAUGUUGUCCAAGUAUUGACAGAAAGCAGAAGGGGCAAUGGUGGAGUGCAUGUCCGGGUGAGGUGGCGCCAUACUGAAUGUUUCUCUGAGAGUUGGCACCAUAUUCUGAUGCAUAUGCUGUUGGUUUAUGGAGCCAGUUGCAUUAAUGAAUUCACCUAGAAGAGGCUCUUUGAAAUGUCUUCUGUUUUAUAAAAACAAUCCUGGUUACAUCCAUUGGCUGGAAGACCAGCAUGGACCCAGCGACUGCUGCUUCCUCUGAGGUUUCAAAGUUGAGAUCUAGAGAAGCCAAUUCACCUGAAGGUAAGACCUCCCAGGCCGACAUGGGCAGAUGAAAAGGGCUAUCACCAUUUGUACACCUUGGUGCCGAGAGGCCUGCCAUCUUCACCCAGCUUUGGUAAAGGCCUGCUACCGAAAACUGCCGCAGCGAUACUGUGUAAUGAGCACCGUUCCCAGUGGCAAUUACAGAGAAAAUGAGUAUAAAUUAUAUCAACUGGAAGAAGGAAAGUCCCUUUCCCAGCUCUUCUAGAACACAGCACACAGGAUCCCACCUGCGAUUGGUACUGUCUUCUUGGCCGCUGUUCGUUGUAAAAUGACUGUCGGACGUUUUUCCUGGAUUUCCUGUGGAAGUCCUGUCCUGUUCCAGAGGGAAGAAGGUGCACCCUCCAAUGUGAUGAAUCUUCUGAUGCUCCAGAGACUCUAGGCACAUUCUGGUGUCUCCUGCAGGAUCCUGUGGCCUCUGAAGCUCUGAGCAGGAUCUUUCCAGCUAGGCAUGCUGUUCCCCAAGCUUCCUUCAGACACAAGAAGUCUAUGAGCAUCUAUGAGCCCCCAGGCUGUUGCUACAGAACCCAAAGACAGUUCUGAAUGCCUCCCAUCCUCUGAGAGGGCAUAGACAGUGGGUGAGAACAUUGUGCCAGGCUUGAAACGGUCUGUGGACUGCCGCUUCAGACACAGGAAGUCCUUCGAACUGACUAUAUGUCACCCAUGAGUCAGGCCCCGCUCAAGGAUGUUCUGAUGUGGCUUUUACUGAAGCCAGGGGCAGCCGUUUGUGGGGAUCUGCCUUGUCCACUUGCUGCCCAGUUUCCUUGGGGCUUCCUGUGGCCCAUCGUCAUCCUCUAGGUGCCUGGAGAAGAGCUCUACACAGCACAAAUGGAGUCAUCCCACAGCCUGUUCUGUAUGAUGGCUACUCCAGUAGCUGCUCCUGGGAGGCACAAAGUUGAGAGGAUCUUUUUUUCUUCUUGCCAAAGGUUACUUCCUUGGCCCUCUUGCUUUAUUGGCCAGUUGCUGGAGAAGGAUGUCCAAGGAAAUUCUAGGCAGGUCCUCUCGGCAUCCCUGAAAAUAAAAGGCUUAGAAUCUAGAAAAUGCCACUCCAUCGUUGAGAACACAGGUCCUUUGGGUACAUGUAAUCUAAGUGUCCCUUAGUUUUCCGUCUUGUAUGCACAGCAUUUCUACUUCUAAAGAACAGUUGGAGGUCCACAGGAAAGCAGCUGCUGCUGCUGUGGCCUUUGGAAAGUGUGACCUGACUGUGGGUACCAUGCCGGCUUCGGGCUUCUGCUGACACUGACCCACAUGGCUGGUGCUGGGCAGAGAUCCUCGUCUUCAGCACCUCAGAGAAGCUAACUUUGUACCCCUCUCCUCCCCAACUUAAUUUAGUGCGUGUACAGGUGGCCCAGCCGUGUGGAUUACAGGCCUGUGCUGGCAUGUCAUCGCAGCUGGCCACCUUCCAGGAGGCCUGUAGAAGACCUGGCAUCUGGAGAAAGCCUGGAGUGGAGAGCGGGGACUCUCUUAGGAAGAUCGUGAGGAGGGCGAGGCUGCUGGCAGACUUCUCCACUGUCCUGAGAGUGUUGUAUUAUUUUAAUGUCUGACACUUUUUUUACUCGUUAAUGUAGGAGCCGCAGUGCUUAUGGGGUACUGUGGUCUUGCUCUUCCUCCGCUCGCUUCUCAGAGCUGGGACAUAUUCCAGGGCUUGAUGUUUUUACUCAAACCACAGAAAGGUUUUCUUUAAGUAGCGUGUGCGGUCACGCAUGUGCCUGAGUUGUCUGGGGCAGAGGCAAAUAUCUGACUUCAUUCUUAGCCCCAAGCUGCCAUUUGAGUUUUUUGUUUUUUUUUUAAAGUCCCUGAGAGGCUGAAAAGGUGCCUGUACCAGAAGGUCACAGCUACAGCUCUGCACUGUGUUUCUUACUAUGUGACUAAGUGGCUAAUGUGUGUGCCCGGUACAUUAGAAGGGACCUGCACUGUAUUGUCUGAGUGGCAUCAGGGUUCCAUCACUGGCCUCUUUAAGCAAUGGUCUUCACAGUGUACAGCAACUUCCCAAGUGGGUAGAAAGCCACACACCAGGAUGUGGGUCAACCAUGAAGAUGUGGCAUUGUUGACAGGAGGCACUGGAUAGAGAGGAACAUGUUGGUGCAUGGCUACCACCUUCGAAACAGCCCCUACAGCUGGCUCGUGCUAACACAAAAGUGAUGGUUAGCAUUCUGCUGUUUUCAUAUUUAUGUAACAAUCCCUUCAAACCGUUCAGAUGGAUGACUAUUUAAUUUCUUAAGGACAGUUGUAAAGGUCUGUCCCCGAAGGACAGUGACUGGGCAGGGCUGGGGCACAGCCAGUCCCGAACACUGAUGGAGGCUGCAGUGGCUUUCUUGGCUCCGGCUCUACAAACAUCAGACCAGACUGGGUCAACAAGGAGCGGCGUGCGCAAACAGGCCACGCUAGUCAAGCCCAGGCCCUUCCACAGCAUGUCCUCUGCACCAAGGCCCCUCCCUUCUGGGAGUGAAAACCUCACAUAGAAAUUGGAGCCAUCUUUAUCCCAGAAGCCUUUGCUGUUGCCAGGGCAAGUGGGCUGGUGUGGACUCUUGUUUGGGGAUGCCUGGAGGCUGACGUUACUGUCGCUAUUCAGCCAUCCAGGCCUUUAGUAUCUUUGUAAAAAGCAUGUAUUUAUAGUGUUUUAGAUUUUUCUAACUUUUGUAUCUUACAGCCUUGUACCCCAAUGUUAAAGAGCCGUGUCCCCUCUUCUUAUAUGCGCCCUUCUAAUAAACUUUUCACUGUAAGGCUCCUGGGCCAGGAGCGCAGUCUGA